Molecule: messenger RNA, 4224 nt
Organism: Stegodyphus dumicola
Lineage: Eukaryota; Metazoa; Arthropoda; Arachnida; Araneae; Eresidae
Source: RefSeq, a predicted model, not a curated record
GACACUUUGUCCUGUGACUUUAAAGAUAGUUCUGUGAAAACAGCCUGUCAGCAAAAGGAAAUAUAUUGUCAAUAGUACACAUGAUUUCUGACCCGAUUGGGUUUACAGCUCUUGUUACUCUGAUUCCUAAGCUAAUGCUUCAAUAAUGCUGGAAACAGAAGAUUUCAUGGCAUAACAAUUUACCUAAAAGCAUUUUUGACAAAUUCGAAAGUUGGAAAAAUAAAUUGCACAAUUUGGAAAAAAUAGCUAUACCCAGAAGAAUUUUUGUUGACUUCGAAAGAAUUUCCGAUUUAUCUGUACACGUGUUUUGUGAUGCGAGUAAAUCUGCUUAUGCCACAUGCAUAUUUAUGCGAAGCUGUAAUGAAAAUUCCAUUACAUGUCAGCUCAUCUCAACUCGAUCCAGAGUGGCACCUAUUAAGCCGAUUUCCAUACCACGACUAGAGCUCUUAGCUUGUACGAUUGGUGCUAGACUGGCACAUCGUUUUAAGGAAGAUUUGAGACUAGAAUGCCUAUUUAUUAUUGAAGUGAUUCUAUGGAUGCAUUAUUUUGGAUAAAGAAGAAUGAAAACUGGGCUGUUUUUGUUCACAAUAAAGAAAUCCAUACUCUAAUUAAUCCAAACGACUGGAAUUAUAUUCCUGGAACACUAAAUCCAGCGGACCUCCCUUACCGAGGAUGCAGUCCGGAAACCUUAGUCAAAUCGAAAUGGUGGGAGGGUCCCGAUUGGUUGAGAAAUGGUCCAGAAAAAUGGCCUACCUCUGAAAUUGUACCAAAUUUUGACAUUAUACGAGGCACGUCCAGAAAGUAAGUUCCGUUUCAAUUUAUCUCCGCUGCAGCUCUGCGAUCGCAGUUCCGCACGUGCGCAGUAGACGCUCUGUAUCAAGGAGAAGAAACGCGUGCCAUUCGGAGAUCGCCGUCAGUCACGUACGCUUUGUUGUGCUUGUUUACAAUGUCGGUGUUGAUUGAAAAUCCCGCCGCUUGUAAAAUCAAAUCUGUGAUUCGUUUUCUGAAUGCGAGGAAAGUGAAACCUAGUGAAAUUUAUCGGCAAAUUUGCGAUGUUUACGGACCAAAAGCGAUGAGUGAUUCAAUGGUGAGAAGAUGGGUCCGAAAGUUCAAUGACGGACGUAGUGAUGUGCACGAUGAAGAACGAAGUGGGCGUCCAUCUUUGGUUACAGAAGAACUGGUUCACGCGAUUGAUGACAAGAUCCAUGAAAACCGAAGGUUUACAAUUAGUGCUCUCGCUAUGGAAUUUCCCCAAAUUUCACGAUCACUAAUGCAUAAAAUUGUUACCGAAAAACUGAAAUUUCGUAAACUUUGCUCACGUUGGGUACCAAAGAUUCUUACUGAGCAACACAAAACAAAACGGAUGGGUAGUGCACUUCAGUUUUUGACCCGUUAUGCUGAAAGCGGUGAAGAAUUUCUGACACAGAUAGUCACAGGAGAUGAAACUUGGGUUUCUUACGACACCCCUGAAAGUAAGUGGCAAUCAAUGGAAUUAAGGCACACUUCAUCCCCAGCAAAGGUUAAGCCGAAGCAAAUCUUGACACCUCGAAAAAUGAUGUGCACAGUGUUCUGGAACUGGAAAGGCAUCUUACUCAUUGAUUUCUUACCGCGUGGUCAAACAAUCAGAGCAGAUGCUUACUGCGAGACAGUUCGGAACUUGCGCUGCGCGAUACAGAAUAAGCGCCGAGGAUUGCUGUCAAAAGGUGUUGUUUUUCUUCACGACAACACACAACCACACACUGCAAAUGUGACGAAAAACCUCCUACAAGGAUUUGGCUGGGACGUGUUUGAUCAUCCUCCGUACAGCCCUGACCUCGCUCCUAACGACUUUCAUCUGUUCUUACAUCUUAAGUCUUUCCUUGGCGGUCAACACUUGAACAAUGAUGACGAGCUGAAAGAAACUGUUUCCAACUGGUUGAAAGAACAGGCGGCAAAUUUCUAUGAAGAAGGUAUACAAAAACUUGUGCCACGCUAUGACAAAUGCCUGCAAUAUUUCGGCAGUUAUGUGGAAAAGUAGUUUAAGAAUUGUUGAAUUUUGUGCAAUAAAUAACUUUUCUGUAGCUGUACACAAUUUACUUUUAUUACCAAACGGAACUUACUUUCUGGACGUACAUUGUAAAUGCUGAAAGAAAGAAGACAAUAAUUUCUGCAGUUAAUUCGAAUGCUAUGACUAAAGUUAAUUUUGAUAAGAUUUCUUUGUACAACACCAUUCUAAAGAUAAUAUCUUGGAUCUUCUGUUUUGUUAAGAAUGUCAGACUAAGUCCUAAUGAAAGAACUUUUGGAACAAUUACAGCGGAAGAAAUUAAAGGAGCCGAAUUAACUCUUUUGAGAUUAGUGCAGAGUGAAUCAUUUUCGGGAUUAGAUUGCAAAAGAUUACGUGUACUUCAACCAAUGAUUGAUUCUAAUGGAAUCCUUAGGGUUAAAACCAGAAUUCUGAGAAGAGAUGAUACAGAAAAUUUUCGAUUUCCUAUUAUUCUUCCUUCAGAUCAUCCUAUUGUAGUAAAAUUAAUUAGAGCUAAACAUGAAAUGAACAAUCAUGCAGGAGUACAAUUUUUAAUAUCCGCUUUACGAGAACAAUAUUGGAUUUUGAAAACACGAAAGAUUGUCAAGAAAGUCAUAAGAAGCUGUGUUGUAUGUCAGAGGUUCACGCAGUACAUUUGGAAUUGAUUUUCUUGCUAUCAACUGAAAGUUUUCUGCAAGCGCUGAGACGUUUCAUUGCUCGACGUAGAAGACCCUACACCAUCUAUUCCGACAAUGGAACGAAUUUCAAAGGAAGUGAUAGAUUAUUCAAAAGCUUAAAUUGGGAUAAAAUCUUAGAACAAGCUAGUAUCCACAAGAUCACAUGGAAAUUUCUUCCGCUAUCAGCUCCCUGAUGGAGAGGAUGGUGGGAGCGAUUAAUAGGAGUCCUGAAAAGAAUCCUUCGCAAAAUUUUAGGACCAUCAUCUCUAAAUUAUGAAGAAAUGAUAACAAUUUUGUGUGACUGUGAAGCAAUAAUGAAUAAUUGUCCAUUGACGUAUGUCUCAGAAUAUGUUGAAGAUUUAUCUCCGAUCACACCUUCCAUGUUUCUCCAUGAGAUUCAACAAAUUGGAGUUCCUGAUCUGGAUAAUAUAGAUGUGAAAUCUUUAAACAAAAGGCUUAUUUAUUGACAAAAACUGUUACAAGAUCUAUGUAAAAGAUUUCGAAUCGAAUAUCUCAGACAGUUACGACAAAAUUAUGAACAUGUAAAAGCUUCACAUCCUCUGAAAAUAGGAGAUCUUGUUUUAGUGUCCCAUGAUAAUAAGAAGCGAACAGACUGGUUAUUGGCGAAAAGUAACUGAGAUUUUCAAAUCUCGGGAUGGACACGUGCAUUUAGUUAAGGUCAAGACUAAGUUUGGAGAAGUUUUCCGACCAACCAAGCGUUUGUAUCCUGAUGAACAGUCUAGAUCCAGAAAUGUGGCAAGCAGCUCUUCUGAUGAAACAGUAACUUACUGCGAUUCUGAUAUUCGUAAUGACUUGCCUCAAGAUCUUAAGAGCGAAAAGAUUCCAUCGAUGACUACAAAAAGUGGUCGAAUGGUAAAGCCUGUUCAAAGGUUACAUUUUUAAAUUUGGUUUUUUCAGCAAAUUUAAAGGUGGGAGUAUGUUGAAACUCUCACCGACAAGCACGUGAUUUGCGCAUGCGCGCAGCAAAAACUAAAUCAGAACUUUUUAGUUGAACUUUGAGAACUCGUGAUGGACGUUUGAGUGAAACAUGUAGUAAUUCUCUUCUGUGUUUAUAUAUUUUAGUUUAGUGCUGUGAUGUAAAUUAAAUAUCUUAUUAUCUUAGACACCUCUCUCUUUCUGUCUGUGAGUAGUGUAUAGAUGUACUUAGGAAAACUACUCCCGGAUAUACCUUUGGAUUGGAAAGAAAGAAGAUCGAUUAAAAGGAGCAAGAUGAUGAAGUUCCAGCUGAUAAAAUCCCCAAUCAGUUAGCCUUUGAUGAAGAAGAAUCGUAUUUGUUAAGCAGCUGCCUCAGCAACAGUGAUUGUAGUAUUCAUGCUGCCUGUGCCCAACACAUCAGCGGCCACCCCUACUGCCGAUGUAAAGCUGGAUAUCGAGGCAAUGGAAUUUUCUGCUGGGAAAUAAUAGAUUUCGUGCCACCAGAAGAGCAAAUAACAGACUGAAUACAUCAAUUCAAAAUUCCAUUUGCUUGUAUCAAUUUUUUUAUUUAUUUUUUUUUUAAAUAAAAGUUUUUUCUUUCAUGCUUUA